AUGGAUUCGCAGCAGCGGCAAACGAGCGCCAAUGCGCAAGCCCAGCCCCAAGCUCAAGAAAACACCCCCAACGCCAACGGUGCGCCGCCAUUCGAUCCCAGCCUUCUCCCCCAAAUGCCGAAUCCAGACGCCAUGGCCGGCAUCUUUAACGGCCAGAGAUUCAUUGCUGACCCAAACAUGGCUGCCCUCCCCAUGGGCGAUCCAUCAAUGAUGCUACCGCUCAUGUUUGCCAACGGCCAAGUCCCCUCACAGCCGCCGCAACAAGCUAAGCCGAUAUCUGCCGACGAAAUUGCGCUGUAUGAUCGCCAGAUUCGCCUUUGGGGCAUGGCCGCUCAGGCCCGCAUCCAAAACGCCCGCAUCCUGCUCAUCACCAUGCGCGCACUCGCCAACGAGGUCGCUAAGAACCUGGUUCUUGCCGGUGUCGGCUCCCUCACCAUACUCGAUGAUGCGCUGGUCAGCGAGGCGGACCUCGGUGCGCAAUUCUUCCAAAAUGACGGCGGCGCGGACCAUGAAACCCACGUCGGGCGGAAUCGCGCGGAGGCGGCCGCGCCCGCGCUCCGCAAGCUCAACCCCCGUGUGCAGGUGCACGUUGACGCCGAGGGUGUGAAGAGCAAAGGGCCGAGCUACUUUGCGGGGUUUGACAUUGUUAUCGCGACGGACCUUGAUCCGGACUCGUUUAACCUGAUCAACACCGCGACGCGCAUCAACGGCAAGGCGUUUUACGCGGCGGGCACCCACGGCAUGUACGGAUUCCUGUUCAGCGACCUCAUCGAGCACGAGUACGUGAUUGAGCGCGACGCCGGAAAUGUCGCCACGCACGUCCCGCAGCAGGAAACGCGGACGCGUUCUAUCAUCAACGUCCAGACGCAUCAGGAAGGUGGCAAAACCGUCGAGGCCGUCACGAAACGCGAGCUAUACUCUACCUGGUUCCUGGCAAGCGAGCUCGCCACGCUGCCUGCCGAGUACACCUCCUCCAAGCGGCGCCUCCGCGCCGUCACCCCCGCGCUGUCCUGCCUUCGCGCCCUCUGGGAGUUUAUCCAGACCUCUCCCCCGGGCGCCGCGCAGCCGCUGCCCGCUACGCGCGACGACCUCCGCCGCUUCACGCAGCUCGCGACGCAGAAGCACAAAGCUCUCCGCCUCCCCCCGGAGACGCUGCGCCCCGAGUUUCUCCGCGCGUUCCUGCAGAACCUCGGCGCCGAGGUCGCGCCCGUCGCGGCCGUCCUCGGCGGCCAGCUCGCGCAGGACGUUGUCAACGUGCUCGGGCAGAAGCAGCAGCCAAUGCAGAACACCGUCAUCUUUGACGGCCACGCCAUGGAAGCACUCGUAUACGCGCUGCACCCAGAGGGCGUACUCGGCGCGCACCAGCUGUCCGCCGGCGGCACCGCCGACCUGAAUGGCAACAGCGCGGCGGCGGUGAGCGGCUUUUUAGACGUAGGGUUGCCGAUGGGCAUGCCCUCCGGCGCUGGCGCCGGCUUCCCCGUGGACGGCAAUGGUAUCGCCGCCUUGGGGGCGCCGCAAAACGCAAUGAACUUGCCUGGUGGGAUGCAGCAGCAGCAGCAGCAACAGCAGGUACUGCCACAAGAGGGUGUGCAGCCGACCGUGCCCGUGCAGCAGCCGCCCACGCAGCAACCCGUCUCCGCGCCGGAGCAGCCCCCACAGGAUGCCGUGGCGACGGUUGUCGCCGGCCAGCCAGAGCAGACGAGCGGAGCGUAA
Molecule: messenger RNA, 1713 nt
Organism: Beauveria bassiana ARSEF 2860
Lineage: Eukaryota; Fungi; Ascomycota; Sordariomycetes; Hypocreales; Cordycipitaceae
Product: ThiF family protein
Exons: 2
Coding region: 1-1713 (570 amino acids)
Biological process (GO): protein sumoylation
Cellular component (GO): cytoplasm; SUMO activating enzyme complex
Molecular function (GO): SUMO activating enzyme activity
Source: RefSeq, a predicted model, not a curated record